UGUGUUGUAGUUUGAGUGAACCGGAUGGAGUUUCUCUGCGCCGGACAAACGGAGAUGUUUUGAAGAUAUUCUGGCCGCGCGGUGCCGAAAUGGGGGUGACGUGUGUGUGCCAGGUGCCGGUGGCGGAGGGGAAGAGUGUGCAGCAGACGGUGGAUCAGCUCCAUAAGAAGCUGGAGCAGCUGGGAGCCGUGAAGCAGGGCAGCUUCUUUGUGGACUGUGAGACGUAUCACGCAACAGGAAACGCCAGCGGUCAGCCGUCUAAGCUGCUGUAUGUGAUGCACAACUCGGAGACGCCGCUGAGCUGCAUGGCUCUGUUCGAGGGCGGACCGUAUCUGACCGCAGACGCCAACUUCGACGUCCUGAUGGUGAAGCUGAAGAGCCACUUCCAGAACGCCAAAGGUCACAAGGUUGAGAGCCGCGGCGCACGCUACCGAUACUGCGACUUCCUGGUGAAGGUCGGCACAGUGACCAUGAGCUCCAGCGCCAGAGGGAUCUCCGUGGAGGUGGAGUACUGUGCGUGUGUGGUUCCUGGAGAUUGCUGGAAUUUAAUGAAGGAGUUCAUGCAGAGUUUUCUGGGCUCAAACGUCCCUGAGAUUCCAUCUGUUUUCACCAGUAAACCUGAAGGCCUGUUCGCUCCAGCGGACUGCAUGGACACCAUGAGCCAGUACCUGGAGCUGUUCAGUAAAGUCAGAAAACAGCAGGUUCUGCCAGGGAGCAGCGUCCGAUAGAACCUGCAUCAACAAGGACUCAACGCCUGAGCGCCGCACAUGCUCUACAGACAGGCUGAAGACUCAAGCAGUGUGGCUUCAGUGUGAAUGCCAUACCAUACCAUACAAGUGGUUGUGCAGUAGGGGUGGCCGAUAUGGCAAACUAUUAUAUCACGAUACUUCAACAUUAUCACAAUGCACGAUAUGCAUCACAAUAUUUGGGUUUUCUGAGAUUUAAUAAGUUAUGAUUAUGCUCACUUUGUAUUGAAACGUGCGGUUAGUCAGUGCUCUUUAAGUACUGACGAUAUCCACAAUAUUCUCAGAAAAGCAUAUUGUGAGGUAAAUUAUCACGAUAAUGAUCAAAUUUUGUCAUAUUGCCCAGCCCUACUGUUCAGAAGGGAGUCUAAUGUGGAAGAAGAAACCACGAUGACCAUGCUAAACAAUGCAAGCAUUACAUUUCCCCUUUGUCAGUUGUAUAACUUCAAUAUAUCUUUUUGUCAUUAGUCAGAACAACAACUAGGGGAUGAUAUUCAUCAUUAUUGUGAUCAAUUACAUCACAUUACGUCACAUUAUGCUUUUCUAAGCAUAUCGUCAAUAUAUAAACACUGACCCAAGUAAAUGUUUUAUUACUAAUGCAGCAUAGUCUUGUUUUGGAUUGCUGAGUAUUAGAGAUGAAACAAAAAUCAUUGUACUUGUAUUUUUUGACAGUACUCUUUUUUUUUAAAUGUGGUACUUUUGUCCAAGUUAUCAAACCUGAGAAAAAUCACCUCAGCGUGUUGUGUAACUUGAAAUAUCAUGAUAAUUUUGCUGUAUCGCCCACCCCUAGCAACGAGGUAGCUUGAGCAUAGGGGU
Molecule: messenger RNA, 1559 nt
Organism: Colossoma macropomum (tambaqui)
Lineage: Eukaryota; Metazoa; Chordata; Actinopteri; Characiformes; Serrasalmidae
Gene: med20
Product: mediator complex subunit 20
Exons: 4
Coding region: 90-728 (212 amino acids)
Biological process (GO): regulation of transcription by RNA polymerase II
Cellular component (GO): mediator complex
Molecular function (GO): transcription coactivator activity
Source: RefSeq, a predicted model, not a curated record